This is a messenger RNA of Volvox carteri f. nagariensis, 558 nucleotides long. RefSeq lists its product as uncharacterized. Lineage: Eukaryota; Viridiplantae; Chlorophyta; Chlorophyceae; Chlamydomonadales; Volvocaceae. The record is from RefSeq and is a predicted model, not a curated record. The coding region runs from base 1 to 558 and encodes 185 amino acids. The transcript is spliced from 4 exons.
AUGGCAAGGACGGAGGAACGUCUUCGUCUGUGGCAUGCUCGUGUAUUUGAUGUACACAAUAGGCUUCACAUUGGCUUUGGAAUAGCUUAUGUAGGCUACAUAGCAACUGACGUCGAUGCUGAUCCCGUCAAGGAUUGCAACUCUGAGCUCCCCACGGGCAAAAUAGGCAACCGACGUCACAACCGACGAUUAACCACGAGCGAAGUCUACUGGCAGGAGGUGCCAUCCAAUGCCUGCUAUAGAGCUUCGCCUGGAGAUGAUGCGAUCCCUUCCCGCUUUCCUCUUCUCAUGGCGAGAAUCCGGUUUUACUCGGUGAUCGUGCGAGUUUUCCAGUUCGACCAAGGAAGCGCUACGGAACUUGAUGCUACUGACUCAUUCUUGACACGGCGAUUACGCGGCAGAUACGCCGGGAUUAAUGAAGGGUACCCGGGACGCAGCAAAGUCGUCUUCAUGUGGAGCAAAAUGCAAGCGAUCAUUCGAUGCGCAGUUUCGUGGCACUCGAACGGCACAGUCCUGCUCGACCUCGUGGACCGCAGCUUCAGUCCGUUGUACCGCUAA